Gryllus bimaculatus (two-spotted cricket) is the source of this 1572-nucleotide messenger RNA. The record is from the annotation of a GenBank genome assembly. NCBI's taxonomy places the organism in Eukaryota, Metazoa, Arthropoda, Insecta, Orthoptera, Gryllidae.
AUGGAUAAAAAGACACCAAAAGAACGGCCGAAGCAAGUGGCAGGAGUGAGUGUUGAGGCGCAUACCGUUCUUACCGUUGAGCACGUGCACGGCCACGGUGACUGCGGCCAGGCUGCCCACGGCGCACGUGUAGUUGCCCGAGUGGGCGCGGAGGGCGCGCGCCACCGUCAGCGUGGACACCACCGCCCCCGCCGCCGCGCUGGCGUUCACGCUGCGCACACCACACAGCAUUUGCAUUUGCCACACGUCUCAUGCCCUUCAAGUGGCUCUCGCCACUGCGGUUUCCAAGCCAAGGAUGUAACUCGCGUGCCCGCACUGCCCCGCCGCUCCCGCUUCUCCUUCCCCCUCGACCCCCACGACUUCCGGACGGGCGUGGACGGCGCUGAGAGUGCCCGACUGCGAUGGCAGCAUUGUGACUUGCACACACAGAGCGUCGUCAUCGGCUCAGAGGCUUCCUCAGCGUUUUUGAGGUGCACUAGGAAAACGUCCACUCGCACAGUCGAGACGCCGCAGUUGAACACACAUAAAACAAAAAUGCGCCAUUGUUUUGACCAUUCACUGCGCGUAACUAAAGGCAAGCCGAACAAGAACUUAGACACUCGGCAAGGGAGCUUAGAAGCAAAAAGCAGGGGGCUUACCUGUGACCCUGAGGUGCACCUGCCGCACGCGCGGCGGGUGCGUGGCCACCUGGCACUCGUACAGCCCCUCGUCGCGCCGCGUCACGUACACGAUCUCCAGGCGCCAGUUGCUGGGGUAGCGGAAGCUCAGGCGGAUGCGCUGGUCCGAGCUGUACUCCACCUUCCCCACCGUCAGCAGGUGCAUCGAGUCCGCCUUGCGGUGCAUCCACGUCACCUGCGCACGCCCACGCGCACGCGCACGCGCACGCGCCAGUCAGCCACUCGCACGCCAGCCCCUGCGCAAGCGCACCGAGCACACUCGCGCUCAGCCAGUGCCAGUGACCGCAUGGCAGGCGAUUUACGCUCAUCGCUGAAGCGUACUGCUGAAUACUGGAGGCGGGGCGGGUGGAAGGGCAAGUGGAAAGGCGGGUGGCCGUGCGGCGGCAGGCGGGGUGGCAGGGCGGGUGGCAGGGAGGGUGGCAGGGCGGGUGGAAGGGCGUUGCGGGCGGUGGCAGGCGGGUGGCAGUGGCGGGUGGCAGCGUGGGGCAGGGGGGUGGCAGGCAGGUGGCGGGCGGUGGCGGGCAGGGGCGGGACGGGCGGCGUGGCGUGCGGGUGGCCGGGCGGUGCAGGGGGUGGGCAGGCGGGUGGCUGGGCGGGUGCGGGCGGGCUCGCGUGGCGGUGCGUGGCGGUGUGCUUGGCGGGUGGAGGGCGGUGGCAGGCGGUGGCUGGGACGGUGGUGGCAGGUGGCGGGGCAGGUGGGGGCGGGGGGCGUGCGGGUUGGCUGGCGGUGGCCGGGCGGGGUGCAGGGCGGAGGCGGCGUGGGCGCCCGGCUGAGAACGAGGCGCGGGUGGGUGGUGGCGGGGACCUCGUGAAGAGGAGGGCGGGUGGUGUAGUUAUUUUACCUUUCCUGCUCGCGCUCGCCCUGGCCGACCACCGGCGCUCGCUUGGGCGCUGA